GAGCUGAAGGAUCUACCUUACAAACAGCUAUUCUGGAGCUAAAAAAGAUCGUCCGGUUGGCUGGGCAGUGGUUCAACCCAGUUCAGUGAGCGGCUCGUCGGAGACGGAACCCUGGACACCACCAUCACCGCCCCGUGAGGCACUUUCAGAUAUGGCUGCCUUUGAACAACACUAAGAAGAUACUCUCUUUGACAUCUACGCAAUUUUGCAAUGCCCAGCAAAAGCAAAAAGGGAAAAGGAAAGGCCCACAGUGCCAAGGCCAAGAAGGAAAAGGUUGAUAUUAUGAGCCCAGCAGCCAUGUAUAAUCUGUACUACAUCUCUCACAAUGCCCCUGACAGCCUGAUCUUCCGAGGCUUCUCCUGGUCUGGCGGUCAGAGAAAGAAAGGACGAAAGUGA
Hemiscyllium ocellatum (epaulette shark) is the source of this 396-nucleotide messenger RNA. Its product is annotated as small lysine-rich protein 1. Bases 211 to 396 code for a protein of 61 amino acids. The transcript has 5 exons. The record is from RefSeq and is a predicted model, not a curated record. Lineage: Eukaryota; Metazoa; Chordata; Chondrichthyes; Orectolobiformes; Hemiscylliidae.